Messenger RNA from Grammomys surdaster, 697 nucleotides. RefSeq names its product protein ABHD1-like. Gene Ontology annotation, molecular function: monoacylglycerol lipase activity; acetylesterase activity. The record is from RefSeq and is a predicted model, not a curated record. Lineage: Eukaryota; Metazoa; Chordata; Mammalia; Rodentia; Muridae. Gene Ontology annotation, biological process: medium-chain fatty acid catabolic process; medium-chain fatty acid biosynthetic process. The transcript has 4 exons. Bases 1 to 627 code for a protein of 208 amino acids.
AUGACAACACUUUUCCUCCAAUUUUACAGGAUACUGGUGCUUAACUACUUGGCGCGGACCGGGAAGGCCGGAGGCCUGGUCGCAGGAUUGACCAUGUCUGCGUGUUGGGAUUCCUUUGAGACCGUUGACUCCUUGGAGACCCCACUCAACUCACUGCUCUUCAAUCAGCCCCUCACUGCUGGACUCUGCCGGCUUGUGGCCAGGAACAGAAAGACAAUUGAAAAGGUGUUGGAUGUAGACUUUGCGAUAAAGGCCCGCACAAUCCGCCAGCUGGAUGAGCGGUACACAGCUGUGGCUUUUGGGUAUAAAGACUGUGCAGCUUAUUACCAAGCCUCAAGCCCAAGAACCAAGGUAGACGCCAUCCACACCCCUGUCCUCUGCCUCAACGCAGCAGAUGACCCCUUCUCCCCCUUCCAUGCCUUCCCUCUGCAGGCUGCCCAGAAGUCUCCCUAUGUGGCUCUGCUCAUCACAGCUCGGGGUGGCCACAUCGGCUUCCUGGAAGGGCUGCUGCCCUGGCAACACUGUUACAUGAACCGUGUGCUACAUCAGUAUGCCCGAGCCAUCUUCCAGCACUCCGUGGGGCUGCCUGACCUGGGAACACUCACUCCUGAAGAUGGAAAGAGCUAACAAGAGGACUGCUGAGGUCUCGGUCCAAUCUCUCUCUCUUUAUUAAAUAUCAACUCUUCCUGCCUAACGA